AUGCGAAAGCCUCUACGGACGCAAUACUCAACCGAUUCUUCAACAGCACUUCUGAUACGUGAUAGCACCCCCGAGCGGCACAACGCACCUUCAACUUCUGAUGAAAGGCGAGGCAGUGGUAAGUAUUCACCUUCUAGUCACUUAGUAGCAAGAAUGCGCUCAAAUUCAACGAAUUUUAGGUCAACCUCGUUCAGCCCGAUCUCAUUCUCAAUGUUCUGUUCAAAGCCGACCAUUAGUUGUUACUGUAAGUUUGAUAAAAACCCCUUUACUUAUUUUACUUUUUGUUCUUAUUAAAAAGUCUUUUGACACAUUUCCCUUAAUUUUCCAGCGUUACAAAAGUUACAUAACACAAGCCAGUACGGACCAAAGCGAAUUCUCUUUGCCAACAGACAUCAGUAAAGAUGACGAACUCAAAGAAGCCGAAUCUCAGGAUCGAAUUCCUACCGACCAUUCGCCUGAGGACAGUGGCCACAAUUCAACCGAUGAGCUUCCCAAGAAGGAUGCGGCACAACAAGUUAGUCGUCAGCCGAGUGAGCGGAAGGAGAGAAGGUCAAGUUCAACCUCUAAGAAGGCCAUGACAGCAGCUCAGAAGAGGCAAAACUUCUCUCGAAAGAGUUCCACAUUGACUGAAACUCUGGCAAAACAACUGGAUUUCGACUUGGGAUUCUGCUCGAGCACUUCCAGCUCGGAUACCGAACACAACGGAGAGCCAGCGGAUAUGUUUGACGUACUAUAUAAACGAAUCAAGCAUCGGUUAAAGAAGGAUGACCGGCAGUGAGUUUUUAUACGUGGUUCAACGACUAUCAAUCCCAACUACCUCGAUUUCAGGCAGACAAACUUUGAGGAAUAUUUCUACAAUCCUCGAGGAAAAAUCUGGUCCAAAAAGCGAUGCAAAGAGAUCUUUGCAGGAAAACGGAUGAGGAAGAUGGCGUUUUGGUUUAUUGUUAUAUUCCUCGCUGCUUUGACUGUAAAGGACGUCAUUGAGCUCGUAGCUGAAUACUGUGAGAAUCCGAAACAAUCAGACAUCAACAUUCGCUUCAACAAGACGAUGAAAUUACCAGAUAUCACAUUCUGUAUGAGGAGAAUGCAGACUUUUAGUCAUUUCAAUUUGAAAAACGUCUCAAACUGGGACGAGAUUGUUCAGGUGGGUCUACUACGACGCCGCUAUAUGUUGCGAUGAUAUUUCCGUAAUGAUAACCUCUCACUAAUUAUAUUUUAGAGAAAUCUCGAGGAAAUGCCUGACCGUCACAGUUUUCUGCGUCGUUCUUGGGAUUAUAGGCUUGCGGCCGAAGGAUAUCAAGUUAUAUCAGCGCUAAGCUCCAUAGAACGUGAGACCACGGCCAUAGGAACUCUUCGAUCCAUUCAGAUGUUCAGAACCCACAGACGAUUAGAGACCAAAAGGAGAAUGAUUAAGGUACAGUAAAAUCUAACCUUGAUCUUUGAGGCCCAGUGGGUUUCGAGAGGUUGUCAACUCGUCUUAAGGACGGUCAUUAACUUUAACAGCGUCAUAAAAAGUGUUUUGCUAAUCAACAGAAAUCUUUUCCAGAUGUGGAUGGCCGAGCUGAAGAAACGUGAGGUCUCCUUCGAAGAGUUUACGCAAAAAGUCGGGUUGGAGGUUUUUCGACACUCGAAUCAAAGUUUCCUUCGAACUUCCUACAAUGAACAUGAAAAAUUUGUAACAGGACUCAAAACCUCGUGGAUUUCGGAGCAGGAAUUCUGUUUCCAACCCAAGUAUGAGUUGAAAAAACCAAUAACCGAUCAGGGUAAGAUAAUAAGCCAUCUGCAAAAGACAAAUCCCCAAUUCCCUGCUCGCAACAAAAUUAAGAAGAGUCUUAUUUUAGGCUACUUUUUCCGGUUUGUCACUUCUCACAACCCAGAGAACUUAGACGACAAAAAAGUCGAUUGCAUGACUGUUGAUUUCCAUGGGCGCCCAUCGUCGCUGACCCGGUACACACAAGCCACAGCCGUGAACGACGGAUUUAUCGAAGAUGUAAGCCUGCUGUAAGACUGCUUGCUGAUCAGUCGGUCGAGAAAAAACAAGGAAACCUUUGUUGCCACUCCCUCAAAUAAUGACCAAAUUUCAGCUAUGCAUUGGAAUGCGGCAUGAAAUUGUGGUUGAUAUCAAAGCGUUGUACGAGAUGUUGGAGAACGAUGACGAAGGAACGGAAUGCCGGGAAAUGACCGAAGACAGCGAAAACGAAUUCGACUGUCGGAUGCGAUGUCGGAUGGAGAUGAUACAACAUGAAUGUCACUGUACGCCAGCAACCCUGAGUUACUUGAAUAAAGUCGAAAAAUUUCCAAUCUGUGAUUAUACCAAAUGCAUUUUCAAGUAAGUUCAAGCCGAAGACGCGAUUGCACAAACAUAUUUCCCAAACUAUUAACCUCUUAUUUCAGUCCAAACAAGCGAAACAUAACCGAAGAGUUGUGUACAAAGAAAUGCCGGAGAAGUUGCGUUCAAGUGCGCUACAACGUUGUGCAUCACAUGAAAGGGAAGUCUCAGAAGCCGGACUUGACCAGAGUAGACCUGAUGUGGGGAUCAUUCGAGUACUUGGUCAUGAGGCAAGACUGGGUUUGGAGUGUGACCUCAUUCAUCGCCGCACUCGGAGGAUCGAUUGGAAUGUGGCUGGGCUUAUCGAUAUUGUCGCUGAUUCAGGUGAGACAAUAAUUUCCGCAAAAAUUUUCUUCAAAUAACGCAAACUUUAAUCAAAAAUUUUGUUUUCAGGGUGGAACCUAUCUCUACGCCUACCUCACGGAGAACGUCAUCAAGAACAAGAUAGCAAAAACAAUCUCCACGGCCAAGAUAAACCUGUUCAAAAAGGAAGAACAGCAGGAUAAAACAGAGCCCAAUGUAAGUCGUAUGCCGUUUAAACAGAUCGAAACCUUGCAGAGGCCAUCCAGAAGUCGAAUCCGCAGAGACAAGUCUACGAACUUGGUCUGA
Molecule: messenger RNA, 2938 nt
Organism: Bursaphelenchus xylophilus (pine wood nematode)
Lineage: Eukaryota; Metazoa; Nematoda; Chromadorea; Rhabditida; Aphelenchoididae
Source: the annotation of a GenBank genome assembly